AUGACGACUCCCCGUGCCUUUGUCAUCCGCCACGGCGAGACGGAAUGGUCACUAAACGGCCGGCAUACCGGCAGCACCGAUAUCCCGCUCACUGCUAAUGGCGAGAAGCGUGUGCGCGCUACCGGCCGCGCCCUGGUUGGGAGUGAUCGCCUCAUUGUGCCCAAACGAAUCUCUCACAUCUACGUCUCCCCUCGCAAACGCGCCCAGCGCACCUUUGAACUGCUAAACCUCGGCAUCAACGACAACCUCCCCUGGAAGGAACACGGCGAGAUCGAGGGCAACGGCCCGCACUGCAACGCCUGCGUCGAGGUCACCGAGGACAUUCGCGAAUGGGACUACGGCGACUACGAGGGCAUCACGUCGCCGGAGAUCCGCCGCUUCCGCAAGGAGCAGGAUCUUUCUGAGAACUGGGACAUUUGGCGCGACGGCUGCCCCGGCGGCGAGAGCCCCCAAGACGUGACGGAACGUCUGGACCGCCUGAUCAAAGACAUCCGCGACAGGUGGCACAGCCCCGUCAUCGGCAACAAGGACGCGCCCAACGGGGACGUCCUCGUCGUUGCCCACGGCCACAUCCUCCGCGCCUUUGCCAUGCGCUGGGCCGGCAAGACUUUGCAGGACGGGCCGGCCUUUCUGCUCGAGGCUGGGGGUGUCGGUACUCUGAGUUACGAGCACCACAGCAUCGAGGAACCUGCCAUUCUGCUUGGAGGUGCUUUUGCUGUUGAUAUCAUUGAUAAGGAAUAG
Colletotrichum acutatum is the source of this 741-nucleotide messenger RNA. RefSeq names its product phosphoglycerate mutase. Bases 1 to 741 code for a protein of 246 amino acids. The transcript has 4 exons. NCBI's taxonomy places the organism in Eukaryota, Fungi, Ascomycota, Sordariomycetes, Glomerellales, Glomerellaceae. Gene Ontology annotation, biological process: ribose phosphate biosynthetic process. Gene Ontology annotation, molecular function: sedoheptulose-bisphosphatase activity. The record is from RefSeq and is a predicted model, not a curated record.